AGCCAUAUGCCCAAUUUGACCUGAUACGCCAUCCACUAUGGAUCAAACCGUUGCAUACCAUACAGUCACAACUCACAAGUCACAACAAUACCCUUAAAUUGCCCGUAUAAAUGCUUAACCUCCUUCUCAUUUUCAGCCAUAUGCCCAAUUGCCCAUUUCUUAGUUCAACGCAAACUCUCUCUCUCUCUCUCUCUCUACCUAGCUCUCUUGCAAAACUACAUAAACCACCCUCAGCUUCUUCUUCAUCCCCCGAUUAGUAACCAAAGUUCCUAUCCAGCAAAGAUGAGGUACUGGCCAACGACGGCAGCAGAAGCAGCAAUCUCCCAGCUUUCCGCACCACCACCACCACCGCCGGCAGCUCCCGUCGCCGCCACCGACAACAUACCGGCCACGGACGCGAACGACGGCACCGAUGACGCGUCAACCACGAUCCUGAUCAUCUGCCUCUCCAUGGUCGUCACCGGCGUCGCCCUCCACACCGCCAUCCGCUUGUUCCUCGAGAAGUACCGGGCGAACCGCCAGAGGAGCUGGGAGCGGGAGAAGGCCGCGGAGCUGAGCGCCGCCGUCGCGUCGGUGACCUCCACGGUGGCGCACGGGGGCGGCGAUGCGGCGGCAGAAUGUGCGAUUUGCUUGGCGGAGUUCGAGGAAGGGGAGGAGAUCAAGGUCCCGGGGAACUGCCGGCACGGGUUCCACGGCCGGUGUAUCGAGCGGUGGUUCGCCGCUUCUUGGAGCUCGUCGUGCCCGACUUGCCGCCGGUCGAGCCUGCCCCCGACGACGACGCUCCCGCCGGCAGUGGUCUCCUCGCCUAUCACCGCCGGCGGCGGUGGGUGAAUUAGUGGUUAUUUAUUUAUAGAUGAUGACAUUAAGGUUCGAACUCAGGAGGCAAUAGGUAGGUAAUUAUAUUUGUUCUUUUUCCAUCUUUUAUGUGACAUAUUUUGUAGUCUAUUACUUACCCAAGUGGGAAGAUCAAUAAAGGUGGGGUUUUUUUUGUUAGGAAAUGCUAGAUGAGAUUUGAAAUAUGUUCUAGUUAUAAGAAAAUAACUUUAAAAUA
This is a messenger RNA of Linum trigynum, 1051 nucleotides long. The record is from the annotation of a GenBank genome assembly. Lineage: Eukaryota; Viridiplantae; Streptophyta; Magnoliopsida; Malpighiales; Linaceae.